UCUCACAGAACUCAGAAUCCAGACGCAACAACUCACGGUCCGGAGGAGGACUCGGGCAGGGCAGACGCCACGAGCAACGGAUCGAUAAGCCGCCGUGUGACCGGAGGAAAUGGGCAACUGCCAGGCGGCGGACGCGGCGGCCGUGGUGAUCCAGCACCCGGGCGACGGCAAGGUCGAGCGCCUCUACUGGCCGGCCACCGCGGCCGAUGUCAUGCGGAAGAAUCCCGGGCACUACGUCGCCCUCGUCGUCCUCCACGUCUCCGAUGACGGUGACUCCAAGACCGACCCCGCCGCUGCCGGAGGAGGAGGCGCCAGGAUCACGAAAGUGAAGCUCCUCAAGCCCAAGGACACGCUUCUUCUUGGCCAGGUCUACCGCCUGAUCACCUCCCAAGAGGUGACAAAGGCAGUGCAGGCGAGGAGGCAGGAGAAGAUGCGUGUCUGCGACGAGGUGAUCGAGCAGCAGCAGCAGCGGCCGCGGCUACACCGGCGGCGACAGCCGCCCAGGCCGAGGAGCGACGCCGCCACUGAAGCCAACGACGAACAGAGACAGCCCACCGAUCACCAGGAACGGAGGCGGCUGGAGAAAGACCGGCACCGGAGCGUCACCGGCGGCGGCGGCGGCGCUGGGAGAGGCCGGCACUGGCGGCCGUCGUUGCAGAGCAUCACUGAACUGUCGAUCUGACCGCAACGCACUUUUAUGGUGGAUUAUUAGAAUAGGAAAGGUUUGGAGUUUGGAGCUAGAAAUGUACAUUAAGAGGAAGAGGAGCGACAUGCUACCAUUAAAAAGGUUGCUCUGUCCUUGUUAGUCGUCAGUUGAAACAGUGAUCUCAAUGUGCGAAACAUACAUCGCCUUUUGACACUGUUUCAAUCCGUCUGUUUUUUGAAAAAAAGAAAGGCUCGAUUCUUCCUGUAUAGUACAGUACCCUGGCGGGGUCGACAAUCGAGAACUGAAAUCUACUAUGAGAUCGAGUGUGAUCCGUGCAUCCACCCUGAGAAUCCGAGUCGCGCAGCAUCUGUCAGGUGCUGAAGACAUCUGCUGAGGUGGAUCUUGUCUCGAGCGUUGGCCAGCAAGAUCACCUGCUCCAUCCAACCACUGCAGUGAGGCUGUAGCGAGGAACUGUACCGAACAUGCGAUUCUUCAGAACAGAUCCGGGUCCGUACUGACAGGAGGUCAGGGCGGCAUCCAGGUGAUCGAUCUAUCAUGUGCGAUGAACUGUAGAGAUUCUGCAUGUUUUCUGCAUGUUAUAGUUUUAUUA
Messenger RNA from Lolium perenne, 1256 nucleotides. RefSeq lists its product as uncharacterized. Lineage: Eukaryota; Viridiplantae; Streptophyta; Magnoliopsida; Poales; Poaceae. The record is from RefSeq and is a predicted model, not a curated record.